Molecule: messenger RNA, 1646 nt
Organism: Physella acuta
Lineage: Eukaryota; Metazoa; Mollusca; Gastropoda; Physidae
Biological process (GO): termination of mitochondrial transcription; regulation of DNA-templated transcription
Cellular component (GO): mitochondrial matrix
Molecular function (GO): double-stranded DNA binding
Source: RefSeq, a predicted model, not a curated record
GCUGGUCUACAAUAUUUGUUCAUUUUUACAAGCUGCGCCGUACAACAUAAACACACAGAUUUCAGUAAUUGGCCGAGAUAGCUGGAUGCUGCUUCACUAACUGGAUCCUUUUAUCAUAGGAGAUCACUAGAAAAAAAGUACUAGACUGUCAACCAUAUUCAAGCAUAAUGGCUGCAUUACUUUUUAAAGGAGUUGUAAAAACCGGUCCUGUGCUUCUGUUGACUAGGUGUGGCACGUCCAUACCAUCCGUUAAAGGACAUGUUUAUAGCAGAUUUCAACAAAGUAAAGCUCUUUGCUCACAAACAAGAGCUCAACAGGAGGAAAACAGUUUCAAUGUGCAACAAACAGUCCCAGUGUCAAAGGAACAUCAACUUUUACUUAGAGAAAUAUUCAACUGCAGUCAAGAAGCUGUCGAAUUAAUAGUAACAAAACAUCCACGUUUAAAAACCAUGUCUAUACCACUGCUAGAGCAAAAAGUAAACUUGCUGUUGUCCUACAAUUUACCUUUGUCUCUGAUCACAAAAAAUCCAGCGCCAUUGUGUCACACUUCACACGAGGAACUCAGCAGGAGGUUGGAGCUGUUACAGGCUAGGUCCUUGUUGACUGACAAUCCUGUCAGAAGUCAGGACAAAGUUUUUAAUUAUUUGGUACAGAGUGGAAGCACAUUUGAUGUCGCCUACAAGAAUAUGUGUGAUGAGCUUGAUGCACUCGAAGGAUGUGCCAAUAAAUCUGAACGUAUUGCUCAAAUAUUUCGUUGCAAUCAAAAGGAUGUUGAUUCACUUAUUGCUCAACAUCCACGUUUGGAAACCAUGUCUAUACCCCUGCUAGAGCAAAAAGUAAACUUGUUGUUGUCUUACAAUUUACCAUUGUCUCUGAUCACAAAAAAUGUAAAGUCACUGUAUCAAACUUCACACGAGGAACUCAGCAGGAGGUUGGAGCUGUUACAGGCUAGGUCCUUGUUGACUGACAAUCCUGUCAGAAGUCAGGACAAAGUUUUUAAUUUUUUGGUACAGAGUGGCAGCACAUUUGAUGUCGCCUACAAGAAUAUGUGUGAUGACCUUGAUGCACUCGAAGGAUGUGCCAAUAAAUCUGAACGUAUUGCUCAAAUAUUUCGUUGCAAUCAAAAGGAUGUUGAUUCACUUAUUGCUCAACAUCCACGUUUGGAAACCAUGUCUAUACCGCUGCUAGAGCAAAAAGUAAACUUAUUGCUGUCCUUCAAUUUACCUUUGUCUCUGAUCACAAAAAAUGUAAAGCCACUGUACUGCAUUUCACACGAGGAACUUAGCAGGAGGUUGGAGCUGUUACAGGCUAGGUCCUUGUUGACUGACAAUCCUGUCAGAAGUCAAGACAAAGUUUUUAAUUAUUUGGUACAGAGUGUCAAGCAAUUUGAUAUUGGAUACAAGAACAUGUGUGAUGAUCUUGAUGCACUAGAAGGAUGUGCAAAUAAAUCUGAACUGCCAUUGUAUCACACUUCACACCAAGAACUUAGCCGGAGGUUGCAGCUGUUGAAAGCUAAGUCCUUGUUGACUGAGAGUAACUUUGAUUAUUUGGGAUGUAGCAGCAAACAUUUUGAUGCUGCUUAUGAGAAAAUAUCUGCAGAAAUUGCUGCUUUAGAGGGACGCCCCAGUAAAUGUCAACUUCUCUAG